CCCAAGCCCAAAACAAUCAGGAUUGCAUUUACCACAUAUAUCAGUACGUGUAUUUGGUGAGGACGUGGGAAUGGAGGCGGUUUAUACUCAAGGCAUUUGGAUCGCAGAAACUCUUCAACAGAGGGCAGGGAGUCAGGAAAAAUUCUGGCUGGUUGUCACUCACAUUGGAGAUCCUAAAGCAGCUUUUCUGCUCGUCUUUCCUUUCACCUAUUUCAUCAAUAAGCGGGCUGGAGUGGCCGUCCUUUGGGUAGCAGCUAUAUCGGAGUGGUUAAACUUGGUGUUUAAAUGGAUGUUGUUUGGAGAAAGGCCAUUCUGGUGGAUAGGUGAAUCACGUCUAUUUGCCAACAAGCAACCCAUAGUUCACCAGUUUGCCUCUACCUGUGAAACUGGGCCAGGCAGUCCGUCGGGACAUGCGAUGGUAACAGCAGCGGUCUGGUGGGUCGUGGUGUCCUCACUGGGGUCAUUUUUGUACUCCCGUACUCACAGUGUAGUGUUAUCAGCUGCUCCUUACCUGCUUUAUGUGUUGAUGCUGGUAGCAGUUGGAAUCUCCAGGAUCUUCAUCCUCGCCCACUUCCCUCACCAGGUCGUUGCUGGCUCCAUGACAGGUUUCAUUCUGGGGACUGUCCUGAGCCACAGAGUACCAGAAGGUCGCCCCCUGCUGUUCUUCUUUAGCUUCAGCAUUGGUCUGCUGCUCAGUGCUCUGAUGCUGCAUGCUGGAUUACAGCAUCUGGGAAUCGACCUCUCCUGGUCAAUUGCUCUAGCUAAGAAAUGGUGCAGCCGUGCCGAGUGGAUUCGUUUGGAUACAGCGCCAUUCUCCUCGCUGACUCGAGAUUGUGGGGCUCUUCUUGGUUUGGGGCUGGCCCAGUACUGGAAGCCAGGAGGAUGGUCUCUGCCUUGGGCUCCAAGGGCUUUAUCUCUGGCUCUUUCAUCCAUGGGACUAUACCAUGUGAAUCGCCUGCCGCUCCCAGUCCGACCACAAGGCCUCUUCUAUGGCCUCUUCUUUGUCAAAUUCGUAAUAGUACCUCAGAUUGUGAUGGUACUUGUACCUGGACUAGUUCACCUUUUCACACACAAAAAGAAGAAGGACUAGAAACUGUUUUCUCUCCAACAGAUGUCUUUCACACCUCUGAGGACUCAAGCUUUCUUCUGACAGAAUAGUUUCUGUAAACACUUUAAACAUCUGCUUAAUGUAUUUCAUCUGUUGUGGGUAAAGGCUGUAGUCACUCCACAUUGCUUUUUUUCCUCAUAGAAUUCAACUGGCAAUUGCCUUUUGUUAAGUCAGCAUCUUAAUGUUUUUUCUUUUGUACGUGGGCCUUAAACGAGGGGAAUGUAUAACAUUUUAAUUCACUGGUUAGGUUUAUUAGGUUUAUCAGAUGGAAAAAAAUGUGCCCUAAUGCAGAUCCGAGGACCAAAACAUCAGCAAAGCUACUGUGAAUAGUUGACACUGAGUCAGUGUCACUCGUGAUGUCAGUGUUGUAUUUAGAGUUUGUUCUGCUGCCACCGAGUGAACUAAAAAACAGUAACUGCAGUUGUAAACAUUGUAAGCUUUACAAAUAUUUUGUGCUUUUGCAAUGUCACGGUAUUGGAUCGCAUUAUAUUGUAUAAGCAUUUAUCAUUGUGUCGAUGCACUGGUUUUAUAUGUGGUUACAUGGAGCAAAAUCAUCCAAAAAGAAAUAAAUUACAUUUGUAUGUUAAAUGCACAUAAUGAGUAAAAUAAAUAACUGACAUGCAGGGCGUGUUUCAGUUGGUA
This is a messenger RNA of Toxotes jaculatrix (banded archerfish), 1750 nucleotides long. RefSeq names its product glucose-6-phosphatase catalytic subunit 3 (gene g6pc3). The coding region runs from base 71 to 1090 and encodes 339 amino acids. NCBI's taxonomy places the organism in Eukaryota, Metazoa, Chordata, Actinopteri, Toxotidae. The record is from RefSeq and is a predicted model, not a curated record. Gene Ontology annotation, molecular function: glucose-6-phosphatase activity. The transcript is spliced from 6 exons. Gene Ontology annotation, cellular component: membrane. Gene Ontology annotation, biological process: gluconeogenesis; glucose 6-phosphate metabolic process.